This is a messenger RNA of Trypanosoma theileri, 2610 nucleotides long. Its product is annotated as surface protease GP63. Gene Ontology annotation, molecular function: metalloendopeptidase activity. Lineage: Eukaryota; Euglenozoa; Kinetoplastea; Trypanosomatida; Trypanosomatidae. The record is from RefSeq and is a predicted model, not a curated record. The annotation marks the transcript as partial. The transcript has a single exon. Gene Ontology annotation, biological process: proteolysis; cell adhesion. Gene Ontology annotation, cellular component: membrane; cytoplasm.
GUAUUCAAGAAGAUCCACAUGCGUUGUCUGUUGUGCACUGCGCUGCUCUUGCUGUGUUGUGCCUACGGGUGCAUUGCAGCUGUUGUGCAGCCGCUACCGCAGAGAGGACAGGGUCCCUGGGAUACGUACACUGUUGCUGAAGUUGGUUCUGAUCAUGUUAGUGGGAAAGAUAAUUUUCAACCCAUUCGUUUUGCUGUUUCUGCCAAAGAAUUUGAUAGGGUGAUGAAGUACUGUAAACAUCUUAACGGUGAUUUGGAUGAAGAUCAGGAAGGAGAUAAGUAUGAUCCCAAAAAAGAUAAGGAAGAAUAUGGAUUUGAAAUUGGUGUUAAGGAAAUCAACGAUGAUUUUUGCGAUGAGGAGGGGCACAACACGGUAACACCUGGAAAGAAAAGAACACUUUUAAGAGAAGUUCUUCCUGCUGCUCUCAAACUACACAGUGAACGUCUCAGUGUUAAGCGGGAAGAGGAAAACUUGAUAGUGAGAAAAGACAAGCAUGAAUUUUCGUCCAAGUGCGCAAAAGUCUCAAUUCCUAAACAGCAUCAAGAGCACGGUGUACCCAACGUUGAUUUUGUGCUGUACGUGGGUGUUACAGAUACAUCUGUGCCUGUGCAGAUUUGCAGUAAGAAUGAAAAAGGUCGUCCUACAUCUGCUUUGAUUAAAUUCGUUCCAGAGGAAAUAGAUGCAACGAGGCAUUUUAUUCGUUUUGCUGCACAUGAGGUUGCACAUGCUCUUGGAUUUGAAAUUGAAACGAUGAAAGAGUAUGUCAAGGAAGGAAAUGAAAUGGCGGGGAAAAAGAAAGUCAGUUGGGUGACAUACCCUACUGUGAUUAAGGAAGUGAAUAAACACUAUGGUUGCCCUAUUGUUGAGGGUGAUAGUGAAAUAAAGGGAAUGGCUUUAGAGAAUGAUGCAACUGAUGGGGCACCGUUACACUGGGAACGUCGAAUUGCGAAGGAUGAGUUGAUGAGUACGUACAGUAGCAGCAGCAAUGGAAUGUUCUACACUGCACUGACGCUUGCUGUUUUUGAUUCUAUGCCAUUCUACAAGGCCGAGUUCAAAAUGGCGGAAUCGAUGAGUUGGGGAAAGGAUGCUGGUUGUGAUUUUCUGAAGGAUGGAAAAGAAAAGAAAGACGAAAUAAUACAGAAUAAACCUAAAAUGUUCUGCGAUGAAGUCAAGCCUACUCUGCAAUGCAGUUCUGAUCGUCUUUCACUUGGAAUGUGCUCAAUGGGGACGUCGGAUGUGGUUGAGAUACCUUUUGAGUAUCAGAAGUAUUUUGGCACAGUUCUCUAUAACUCCGAUAAUGACCUGAUGGAUGGUUAUCCCAUAAUCAAAGCGAUUCCUCAGACAAGUUGUGAGAGGGAUCAGUUGGAUCUAAUGCCUGGAAGCGAUCUGGGAAAGGAAUCACGAUGUCUGAAAGGUGAGAAUCUGACACUGAAAGAACAAAACAAAAAUAAUCUCACCGUUGGUGACAUUUGUGCGAAAGUGAAGUGUGAGAAAGACAACAACACAUUUAAGGUACAAUAUAAGGGGAGUACAAAUUGGCAUGAAUGCAAAAAUGGGAAAAUUGAAGUCACGGAAGGCACAGAGUUCACAGGCGGAAGCAUCGUGUGCCCCACGUACGCUGAAGUUUGCACUGAGUUGAGUAGCACCAUUGAUUUCAACAUUACAUACGACGAAGGUGAGAAACGCCUAAUGGAUGAAGAAGAUAGACGGGAAGCGGAAGAGGAAGAGGAAAUACAACGCAUAAAAGUAGAAGCGGAAGCGGAACGGAAUCAAAAGGAGGAAGAACAUCAAAAAGUGGAGAAGGAAAAAGAAGUAAUUUCAAUACAAGGUCCUUCAUUACCACCUGAUAGUGAGAUGAAAGAGAAUCAUUCAAAGCCAGCGGAGCAUUCGGCUGGUGAAAUCAGUGGAAAACAACCAGUUGCUUCUCCACAGGCCGGAAACCAAGGUGGUGCACCUGCAGAGGGUGAAAGUGAGGUUUUAUCUCCUCCAGCGUCUACUGCGCCACAACCUGCUGGGGAGGAGAAUAAAGCUCCGAACGGCAACAACAACAACAGUACUGCACUUCCACAGGAACCGUCUUCUAUACCUCCAGAAAAGAAUUCCAGUGAACCCGCGAAGAAGCCUGAAGUGGAAAAUAUGCCCAACACUGAGAACCCCAAGCCUGUCGCAUCUGAACCCAUUGCUGUUUCGGAGCAACCUUCUUCCAUAAAGGAGGAGGAUAAGAAUAAUACAACUGAAGGCAUUGAACAAGUGCGAGAAACAUCAACACAGCCUCAACCUCAAAAUGGGAACGAUGAAGGAAUAAAUACCACAGUUGAUCCUACUCAUUCCCCAAACAGUCCUGCCACCGUUGAUGAGAACAAGAAUGAAACCACUGUGAAUACUGACAACAACAAAACUAACACAACAACAUCGAGCAUACCAGAGAAUGUAAACGCAUCUGCUACUGCUCCUGCCACUUUGACGGGACUAAACAACACUCAGAUGGGACAAGUAAUAAACCAGGCGACCACCAUUGCUAUUGUGGGUGCUGACAGCAGUAUUGCCACUUCAUACCAAAUCCCUCUUUUGCUUCUUUUCUUUGCUCUGGUGGCUCUGGCAUCCCCAUGA